Molecule: messenger RNA, 1053 nt
Organism: Aspergillus heteromorphus CBS 117.55
Lineage: Eukaryota; Fungi; Ascomycota; Eurotiomycetes; Eurotiales; Aspergillaceae
Product: transcription factor SUA7
Exons: 1
Coding region: 1-1053 (350 amino acids)
Biological process (GO): transcription initiation at RNA polymerase II promoter; transcription preinitiation complex assembly
Cellular component (GO): nucleus; transcription preinitiation complex
Molecular function (GO): TBP-class protein binding; RNA polymerase II general transcription initiation factor activity
Source: RefSeq, a predicted model, not a curated record
AUGGCCGCUGUUUCAGCCGCAGCGAGAGCCGACCCGGCCCAGUGGAAGAAGAACCUUUCGGCCCACGUCAUUUGCCCCGAGUGCAAGGAAGUGCCACCGAACCUGGAGUUUCCUGGCUCUCACGAAACCGUUUGUGGAUCAUGUGGGCUGGUGCUUGCUGAUCGUGAAAUUGAUAUGCAUUCCGAGUGGCGUACUUUUUCGAACGAUGACCAGAACAACGACGACCCGUCGCGUGUGGGAGAUGCUACGAACCCGCUCUUGAAUGGUGAUCAGCUGGAAACCCAGAUUGCCAGCGGUGGUUCCGGUCGAGUCCGCGAUCUGUACCGUGCUCAGAACAAGCAGUCGAGCGAGAAGGCGAACAAGGCUCUUUUGGCGGCUUACAAGGAAAUCGGUGCUCUCUGCGAUGGUUUCAACAUCCAGAAGAACGUGGCGGAUACCGCCAAGUAUCUCUUCAAGGUUGUCGAUGACGCGAAGGCCUUCAAGGGAAAAUCUCAGGAUGUGAUAAUUGCGGGCUGUAUCUUCAUUGCCUGCCGUCAAUGCAAGGUGCCCCGUACCUUCACGGAGAUAUUUGCAGUCACCAAGGUCACCCGCAAGGAAAUCGGACGUAUAUACAAGGCUCUGGAGAAGUUCUUCACGGCCCAGAACCUGGAGCGGAUCAACGCUGUGGUCUCGAGCGGAGGCGUGCCUGACCCCAACGACACCUACACCGCGACCACCUCCACCAAACCCAGCGAUCUCUGCAACCGUUUCUGUAACCUGCUUGAUCUGCCCUUCCAGGUCACCAGUGUGUCCUCUUCUCUUUCGGAUCGCGUGACCACGAUGGGAGAUCUGGCUGGUCGGUCCCCCCUGUCCAUCGUGGCCGCUUGCAUCUACAUGGCGUCGUAUUUGAUGGGUCAAGGCAAAUCCGCCAAGGAGAUAUCACAGGUGGCGCACGUCAGCGACGGGACGAUCCGCGGUGCUUACAAGCAGCUUUACGCCGAACGUGAGCGCCUGAUCGACCCCGCAUGGAUCAAGGACGGGAAAGGUGAUCUGAAGAAUCUCCCUGCUAGCUAG